Messenger RNA from Saprolegnia diclina VS20, 2187 nucleotides. RefSeq lists its product as hypothetical. Gene Ontology annotation, biological process: potassium ion transmembrane transport; regulation of membrane potential. Gene Ontology annotation, molecular function: voltage-gated potassium channel activity. Bases 25 to 1665 code for a protein of 546 amino acids. Lineage: Eukaryota; Oomycota; Saprolegniomycetes; Saprolegniales; Saprolegniaceae. The record is from RefSeq and is a predicted model, not a curated record. Gene Ontology annotation, cellular component: membrane. The transcript has 12 exons.
CGCAUUGCAGUUGGUUUCGCCCCGAUGCCCGCUGCCAAAGUCCACGCGGUCGAGAGCGAUAGCUUCCGUCAGCGGGUGCGGAGGAUACGGGCGAGAGAUUUGCUGUGGCAGACCACAGCCUUUCUCGGGUUCGCAUCGAGGGCGCUCGUGCCACUCAACAACUCGGCCACGACGCAGUCUUUCGUGAUCUUUGGCUUGUGCCGCAUCCAGCCCAUCCACCCGCACCACCCAUGGAUGAAGAAAUGGGACAUGAUCUCCGUCGCCUUGCUCUUCUAUACUGCGAUUGUGACGCCGUACGAGACGGCCUUUCCCGACUCUUCCUUCUCUGACGCCAUGUUUGUGCUGAAUCGGCUCGUUGACUUGUGCUUUCUGUUUGACAUGCUUCUCCGCUUCUUCCUCAUGUACCGAGACGAGUGGUCCAAUAUCUGGAUCGCACAGCCCACUCAGAUUGUUCGGCACUACAUCAAGGGCUGGUUCGCCGUCGACCUCGUCUCUGUGAUACCGUUCGAUUUGAUCAACUUUUUUGUUGGGUCGUCAGCAGUGCAGCAACUGCGACUCAUGCGUGUGCUGCGACUACUUCGCCUUAUGAAGAUCAUCCGUGUCAUCCAAGGCACCGACAUGUUUACACGCUGGGAGGCCAAAAUGAGCAUGAACUACGCAACGCUGGCGCUCACCAAAUUCGCGUUCAUCGCGCUCAUGAUCUCGCACUGGAUUGCUUGCAUCUUCCGCUUCAUUGUCGACAUCGAGUAUUACGUCGACAGCUCUGGCAAGGUCUACAACUGGCUCACAAUGCACAGCAUGGGCUCGACGCCGCUCUCGGAGAUGCCGCCAUCGACGCAGUACAUUUCCGCACUGUACUGGUCCGUCAUGACACUGACAACCAUCGGAUACGGUGACCUCGUGCCUUCGACGCUCGCCGAGCGUGCACUCUCGAUCGCCUGCAUGCUUCUUGGGGCUGGCACGUACGCCUACGUUGUUGGCGGCGUCUGCCAAAUCCUCAACUCGAUGGACGCGUCAACAACCGAGUUUCACCAAACGCUCGACACACUCAACGAGUACGCGACGCAGAACCAGUUGCCCGCGGAGCUCACGUCACGCCUUCGUGAGUACUUUCACUCGUCCCGAGCGCUGCUGCGCGACAAGCAAAAUCUCGACUUGCUCCUCACCAUGUCGCCUGGCCUCCGCGGUGAAGUCUCGGUCUUCAACAACAAGUGGAUUGCCGACAUUUCUUUUUUCCACUGCAGCGACGUACUCGAACGUGCCCAGUUUGUCACAGCUCUGGCGCUUGUGCUUCGACCCGAGUGCUUUCCGCCCUCGGAGUUUGUGAUUCGCGAAGGCGAGCUCAAUACGAAAAUGUACCUCGUCCAGCGCGGCAUUGCCACCAAAGACAAAGUGGUUUACGCUGGAGGCACCUACUUUGGCGAGGACAUUAUUCUCCACCUCCGCCAGCGCAAGAUUGCAGUUCGCGCCUUUUCGUACCUCCACGUGCAAGUACUCUCCAAGUUUGACCUUGAAGAUAUCAUGGCCACGGGCUUGUACCCGCAAGUGCACCGCAGCAUUCGGCGCCAAGUCGUGAAAAUUGCCUUUCGAAACCAGUUUGUGAACACAGCGUCGCGCUUCCACAAGGCGCGCUUGUCCGUACGUUGCCCACUGCCGCGGCUGUAGCAUCACGAGCACAUUAGAUCGCGGACCUGCCGUCCACGGCUGCCGAAAUGCUAUCUUGCCGGCGACGCUCCUCCGUCUUUCAGCCGCAGGUCAACGAAGAAGAGACCGUUGAUCGCAUUGUCGAGGGCGUGUCCUCCUCCGUUUCUGGCACCGUUGGGUUUCAAGACGACGAGCUCGCCGCCAGUCUCGUGUCGCGCUUGGACGAGGUUGUUUUGCGCCUCUCACGCCUCGAAAAGUACCUCCUGCCCAAUGUCUCAUUCGAUCCGCCGCCCAGUCGUCGGCGAGAAUCCAUGGCGUCGCGCAGUAGCUCCCGCCGCGGCAGCGUCACCAGCGGCAGCCUCGGGCCCGUCGACAAUAACGACCCUUGGCACUCGUCGAUACAGCUGGUGCGUCGAACCAGCGGCCGUGACGUCCUCAAGCUCGACCUCGACAAGUCGGGUUCGAGCAAGAAGCACCGGCACCGCACGUCGGUUCUGUAACCAACCAAUCCGACUUAUUUAACACGCGUCGGCGAAUGUUGUG